Molecule: messenger RNA, 2395 nt
Organism: Gambusia affinis (western mosquitofish)
Lineage: Eukaryota; Metazoa; Chordata; Actinopteri; Cyprinodontiformes; Poeciliidae
Product: protein asteroid homolog 1-like
Exons: 5
Coding region: 125-2299 (724 amino acids)
Molecular function (GO): nuclease activity
Source: RefSeq, a predicted model, not a curated record
GCCUCAUCAUCCAGGUGGUUCUGGACAUCAUGACUGGGCCACGUCAGAACAGCAGGAGCUGCUGCUGAUUGUCACGUGUGAUCCGAGGAUCUUUUGCUCCUUAAGUUUCAGUUUCUCAGGAAUCAUGUUACCAAACGGAGUCAGCCUCCUACUGUCAGAGAAUAACCUGUUGAACUGGCAGCCUGCCUUCUUCCUGUUUCCUGGUAGAGAGAGGAGUCCGCAGGGUCAUUCAGCAACGUUUACCUUUCUGCAAACUUCAGAGACCAUGGGCGUUAAGGGAAUGAAGACUCUGGUUGCAGAGUCAGAUACUUUGGAGGAUGUUGGCUUCAAGGACAGAGCCAUCAUCAUUGACGGUCCAAAUCUCUACUAUUCUCUGUAUUUUAACUCUGAGCCAAAGCUGGACCAGCAACAUGGAGGAGAUUAUUCUGCAUUCAGAGGUCUGGUCCUUCGGUUCUUCAGCAGCCUGGAGAGCUGCAACAUCACCCCGCUGGUCGUUCUGGAUGGAGGGGCAGAACCUGUGAAGAACAAAACUGUUGGAAAUCGUCUGAAAGACAAACUUCAGAAAGCAAAAAGAAUUUCAGAGUCCAGGGCCGGUGAGUGGGACAACAUCUUGCCUCCUCUGGUCAAAGACGUCUUCAUCCAGGUUCUUCAGGAGCUGCAGGUGGAGAUCCAGCAGUGUUUUGGAGAGGCAGACCUGACAGCUGUUCUGAGGGCCAAUGAGAGGAAAUGUCCCGUUCUGUCCAACGACUCAGAUUUUUACAUCUUUGAUGUGCAGGAAGGGUUCCUUUCAAUUGAUGGAUUCCAGUGGGAAUCUGUGGCACAGGAAGCCAUUCCUGCUCGGCGUUACAGAAUCUCACAGUUUUGUAGAUGUUUUAAUGUAGACGAGAAGCACAUGCCUGUCUUUGCUGCUUUAUCAGGAAAUGAUUACUCACAGUUGGAAAAAGAAGACAUCAAAAAGUUAAUCAGAAGAUAUCCUGAAACUCAGCGGCCAGGAGGAUCCUCUACUGGCCGACAGCGAGCCAUCCUUAGGUUUUUAGGAGAUUUCAGGGGGAAGACGCCUGAAAAGGCUGUGACAGGAGCUCUGCAGCUGGUUGGAAGAUCUAAGCAGGAGGACUUCAAACUUUUCCUGAAUUCAGCUCAACAAUAUGCCUUAAAGGAACCACCUCGUCCCAACCUCCCUCAGUGGGUCGUCCAAGAAAUUCAGAGAGGAAGACUGACCUCCUUUGUCACAUCUGUUGUGAGCCAGAAGUCGAUGACCUUGACUCCACUGGUGGAGGAUUUCUCCCAGCCCAGCAGCUACAAUGCUUCCCUCCGGAUCCGACAGUUCUUCUAUGGACUGUUGCUUGGAACGGACCCAUGCACGGAAUACGAUCGGGAGGGCGCUGAAGAAAUGCGUCCCAAACAGGUCACCCCUGUCCUAGCAGGUGUGACACCAGAGGAGCUGCAGAAACUGGAGCUGGAACAACUGAAUGAGGCUCCUGAGGUUCUGCGCCGCACCGUCAUGUAUGAAGCUCUGGGUUGUUCAGGCUUGGACAUUGAACACAUCCCGGACCAGCUGAAGUUGACACUCUGUGUGACCCGAUUCUGGUUCUGGUACCAGAAUUCCCAGCAGAGCCCCUCAGAAGGGUUCAACAUGUCCUGCCUCCAGGCGCUGGUCCUCGGCUUUCUGCAAGGAAACACUGAUGGAGGCGGUGCGGUCUGGUCCAGCCCCGGUGCAGUUGCUGCUCGGCGCCCCCUGCAGGCCGGAGCUGCUCAUGCUUUCAGCCGCUGGUUGACCUGCCUGAGGCAGAGCCUCCACCUCAACCAGCUGCUGCGCUUCCCUCUGCCGGAGCCGCAGUGCUACAGGCUGUACUGUGGUCCAUGGCUCCACCAGCUGCAGAACCAGCUGCUAACCGACGCCAACGCUUUUGGAGAGAGUAUGGAGCGGCUGCAGGACGGCAAGAGAGAGCUGCUGGACAGAGCCAUGACAGUCAUCCAGUCUGCUGGACAGGAAGUUGACCAGGAACUGGCUAUGGGGCGGGGCCAGUCCAGGGGCGGCGCCAGUCCAGGGGCGGGGCCAAUCCAGGGGCGGGGCUCAGCUGGAAGACAGAUCAAGCACAGGAGGCUGGUCUCAACUUCAGGAUCGUCCCUAAUUAGAGCAACUCCCUCACCCCAAGGAGGGACCCCAGAAGGAUUAAGGUCCCCAUAUAGAAAGUCCCCAUAUAGAGGAGCAUUUUUCCAUAGUCACCAGAGUAGUUUUCCCACCAGGAGGACGGGCCCAGGCGAUGAUGGGAGGGAAACACAGAAGAAAAAGAACUGAUGGAGGGAAUGAAGUGACUCCGCCCUGCACAAGUAACGAGCCGCUGAUUGGUCCAGAUGUAUUCGAGCAGGAGCGCAGGCCGAUAACAGACUGCAG